GAUUGAAAAAGCGCUUUUUUGCCACACAAACACGCACGCAAUGGCAACUGUCACUUUCAGCACGACACGUUUACAUCAAGCGCAUGCGUUCCAGCUACUCCUUUCUCGCACUCACCCAUCGUAAUAUCAAAUACGGGGCGCCUCCAUCGUCAGCCAUGAGGAAGGAAAAGGAAAGCUGUUCUGUUCAAGCUCGACUGGCUGGACAGAGCGCUGGUGGCGUCAUUCUGCUGAACACCGUCGGCCGAGUCGGAUGGGCAAGCUGUAGAGAGUCUUUCUGUUUCCUGUGUAGUGUCUGUGCAUUUGUGCGUGCACCUGUGUGCGCGCGCGUGUGUGUGUGAGUGUGUGUGGCUGGUAGCAGCUUCAUCCUCACCUCAGGAAACAAACGGGAGGAAAAUCUUGCGUGUGGCAGUUUUCUGUUCACUGUUUAGUUUCUCCGUUUUUUUCGCUAGUGCUCUUGCUAAAAGAGCCAACCCAACCUCACCUCACCAACCAUUUUUCCUGUCGGAACGGUUUGAGUAAAAGCUUGCAAAGAUUGCAACAGCAAUAGAAAUUACAGCUAUGCCUGAAGUGCUCCCACUUUCUGGCAUGGCUGACGCCGAGCCGGACCUCUCGACGUUCGAGAACAAGUCCGGCCUGGCGGAGGACAUGAAGUUUCUCGCCUCGAUGCCGGAGCUGUGCGACGUGACGUUUCUGGUGGGCGAGACGCGCGAGCCGGUCUGCGCGGUCAAGGCGGUGCUGGCCGCCCGCUCCCGCGUCUUCCAGAAGAUGCUCUACCAGGCCCCGUCGCCGCAGCGCAAAAAGGAGCCGCCGCCGCGCGAGAACAAGCUGCGCCUCUUCCUGAAGCGCUCCUCCGAGCCGCUGCUGAACCUGCAGAAUGCGGCGCAACAGCCGGCCGGUCAGCAGCACCAGACGCUCAUAAUAGAAGAGUUCGAGCCGGACGUGUUUCGGCAGCUGAUCGAGUACAUUCACACCGGCUGCGUGACGCUGCAGCCCCGCACCCUGCUCGGCGUGAUGAAUGCCGCCGACUACUACGGGCUGGAGGAGCUGCGCCGGGCCUGCGGUGGCUUCGUGCAGUGCUGCAUCAACGUGGACACGGUGUGUGCGCUGCUCGCGUCGGCCGAGCGCUACAUCCAGUACAAGUGCACCAAGAGCCUGGUGCAGAAGGUGCUCGAGUUUGUGGACGAGCACGGCAACGAGGUGCUGAAUCUGGGCAGCUUCACGCUACUGCCGCAGCACGUGGUGAGGCUGAUACUGGCGCGGGAGGAGCUGCGGGCCGACGAGUUCACCAAGUUCCAGGCGGCGCUGAUGUGGAGCAAGAAGUACUGCGACUCGAACCAGAACACGCCGCUGAAGGAGGUGAUUGGGAACUUUCUCGAGUACAUCCAGUUCCACAAGAUACCGGCGAACGUGCUGAUGCGCGAGGUCCAUCCGCUCGGGCUGGUGCCGUACUCGAUCAUCAUGAACGCGCUGGCGUACCAGGCAGACCCAGCAAGUGUGGACCCCGGAAAGCUCUCCCCCAACUCCAGCCGACACCAUCACCACAGCCAGCAUCUGCACCAGCCGAACAGUGGCGGGUCGAGCAGCUCGCGCUCGCUGCCCAAGAUACGGAAGGCCAAGUCGCAGAGCUUCCGGACCCGUCGCAGCCCCUCCGAGCGCAGCUCCAAGGGCGGUCACGUAUCGCCGUGGAACUUUAGCGCGCAGCUCAGCACCGGAACCGGUACGAGUACACAGGUGCAGCAGCAGCAGCAGCAGCAGCUGCCAAAGUCUCCUGUCGGUAGUAUGACGCAUCUGGAGCAGCACCGCAGCUCGAUCAGCUCGGCCAAGAGUCCGUGUCUGUCGCGUCAGGGCACGUUGCGAUCGUCCCAUCGGCGGAAGAGCAGCCUCGGCGCUUCGCUUAACCUGAGCCAGGGACGGCGCAGUCCGAUCAGCAUGCUGAACGACCGUAGUCCCUCGGGACGGCCCAAGAGUCCGAACCUGCUCAUCACCGAUCAAGCGUACGCGUCCAGCUUCGAUCGUCGAUCGCCCACGGCCAUGUCGUUCUCGGGCCGGCGCAGCCCGUCCGGACUGCGAUCACCCUCCGGUGGGCUACGGUCCCCGUCGGGGCGUCGCAGCCCGCUCGGCUUCAACCUGCAGUCGGAGUACUCGGAGCUGCUGCAGAGCCAGCAGGAUCGGUUCAGUCCCAACUCGCUCAGCAGCCACCAGUCGACGAGCGGGGCGGAUCGACGCACCAGCCCAACCAUCCAUCUACCUCCAGAGCGUAGUCGCAGUCCGGUCGGGUUCGGGUCCCGGCUCGGCGGCAGCCUGUACGGCCCCGUAGGGUCGGAAUCGCGCUCGGCCCGCACCAGCCCUACCACGCUGGGCACGAUUCCGCCGAUCACCAUCUCCAAUCCCUCGGAGACGUACGAGAUUGUGCAGAAGUCUAUCGAAACGAACCAGCAGCAGCAGCAGCAGCAGCGCAGCCCAAAGAGCCCCAAAAGCCCCAAGAGUCCCAUGAAACCUGAACCGGGCGCAGCGAACGGUGGCGGCCAGUCAGCCCCCGAAAAGAAGGAGAAAACGAGCGUCAUGAAGGAGAUACUGGCGUUCGUGCGCAAACCCUCUAAGAAGGUUACGACGCGCACGAGAAAGUUUGCGGCGGCAUUCACGCGCACUGAGUCUACCACGGGAGCGCCUCUGCUGCGUCAGAGCACCUUCUCCAGCAUUCAGAACUCUUCCAGCUGUGCUGGGCGCAAUGCGAUCACCAAGCAGAUGUCGGAGAUUGCCUUCGAGCCGAUCAUGUCGUCGCUCAAGUGGAAGAACGUCGGCUCCAAGAUGUCGCUCAAGUCACUCAAGAAGCUGUCCCAGGGUAUGAGCGUUACCUCGGAUGGACGCUCGCGGGACAAGCGCUCCAGUGGCGACGAGGUGAGCGAUGUGGAGAGCAGUGACGGGGCAGCAGGAGCAUCCGGAAUUCCCAAUGCCUCGGAGGCGGUGUUUGAGGUGCUUGAGAGCGUCCAUUUUGAGAAGGUCGGCGAAGCGUACAUCAAGCACGACCAGAUACGGGAAGAGGAAAGUCCGCGCGGCUCGCAGGAUAGUGCGGCUGGCAGUGAUGACGAUGAGCGGCACGGGUCAGACAGUGGCCGUCUGCGGGUGACAGCUGUCAGUGAGAUCAAGAAAUCGUUGGAAGCUCUUUUUACACGCCAAGAGCCGAUUGAUGAGGCGGGUGAAACGGGUACCACGGGAACGACUCGCGAACCGGACGCCAUCCAAUGUCCAACGUUCGAGAUUGAGCCACCCUCCAGGAGAGCUUCCUUUGAUCCGCCUCGCUCGCCGUUCUUGGAGAACCUGCGCAGCCUGAGUGACACCGAUCAUGAGGGAACUCAUCACAGUCGGUUGGAUUCGGGCGGUGAUAGCUUUGAGAUGAUUGACACGACCGACCGAAUGCCGGGAUCGAGCGUUUCCGGCGAUCGCCACUCCUCCAUGGACACAAGCUUUGACAUCUCGCGCUAUCAGUCCACGAGCUACGAGGAUCAAAACUCGAGCUUCGAGCUGGUGGAGCUGGACAACUCCCAGCGCGGUGACAAAACGCUCUCCCCGUUCGACAUCCGCAAGUCAUCGAUCGAGCUCGUCGAUGCGGAAACGUUCCAGCGCUCCGGCUAUCCGGAGGGUCGCAAAUCCUCCCUCGAGACGCACUUUGACCUUGCCGACAGCUACCAGCAGCAUCAGCAGCACCAGCAGCAGCGCUCCGCCAGCCCCCGAUCCGCCUUCUCGCUCAUCUCCAACUCGCGGGCACCGACGCGCAAGCAAAUCUCCGAGCCGGGCCGCUGCCGGGACUCACUGCCACGAUCCGGUGCACCGGCGGGCGCCGGCACCGGCAUGAAGACGCACUACUCCGCACCGCACCGUGCCAAAUCGCCCCUCUCGAACCAAACCUCGUCCAACUUUAGCUCGCGCGACAGCUACGACUCCAUCUUUGAGUCGAUGCCACCACCGCCACCACACUACCACACGCACCAGCAGCAGCAGCAGCAGCAGAAGAGCCCGUACUCGUCGUCCGACCCGAAGCAACACUUCCCGCUGCCGCCCCGCAAAUCCUCGAACGAGUCGCCCCGCUUCCUCUGCACCGACAAGCGCUGUGCCGCCAUCUUUGAGCCGCGCCCGUCGGUCGGAUCGAUCGGGACGGUCAGUGCGGGCGGCGGCGUCGGUGGCGGCAUCGGUGCGGCCUCGGUGACGGGCCGGCUGUCCUCCUGCUACCUGGACACGUCGAGCGGCAGCGAGUUCGAGCCGCCGUCGCCGCGCCGUGCCGCCAGUGCCUCGCCCAAGCACACCUUCACCUUCCGGAUCGUGCUGAAGAAGGUGGAUAGCUCGCCAGACGCGAUCUGCCCGUCGGCCGAGCGGCGCCAGCUGCGCGAAAAGGCCGAAAGCCGCCACAAGCGGCGGGACAGCCGCCGGAAGAAGCUGCUCGAAAUCGGGAAGAGCUUCUAAGAAGCAGUAGAAGAAGAAAGGAAACGCGCGCGCGCCGUCGAGAUCACACAGAACCAAGCGGGUUGGAUCUCGCCUCGCAACGAAGGAAUUGGCGUUCUGGCGUUGAACGCUUCGUUUUGUUUGCAUUUCGUUUGUGUUUAUUGUUGUAGUACGAGCAAAAAUGUACGAAGCUCGAGUAGCUGGAACUGCUCGAAUAGUUAAGCAGCACAAGUUUCAGUAGUUUAGUUCAAGUUCGUUUCAAAGCAUUCAAUCAGAGCGCGACAUUGUUAUGAGUUCUGCAUUAACACAGGAGUUAAAGAUUCAGUAAUUCGGUAAUAACUUCUCGAAAGUUUCUAAUUACCAGACAAACUAAUGAUUGGGGAUGCCAAAUGAAAUUUUUGCAAACAUUUAAUAACACUCUAGCCGUCGUUUUUUGCAUGUCUUGACAGUCAAACUCAUUCAUCAUAUCAAUAAUCGAUCGUUUUUGCCCCCGUUUGAAUAUUUGACUAAGUAUUUGAAAUUCCAUAACACCGCAGCAUAUAUGGGGCAAAGUGUGUGGUUCGUUCACUAACCGAUUCUGAUCGUGGUUCAGAUUAAGCAUAUAACAGGAACGUUUUUAAAACCUCUCCAUCUUGCCGGUGCCGGUAUCGACGUUUUUGUGGAGAAAGUAUCAUCUUCCCACAACACAUGCACUUCCUACAAACGAAACGUGUUCAAAAUAAUAAUAUAAACAAACAGAAAAGGUGAAACAAGUGGACGAGAGUGAAGUAAAAAAAAAAAAGCUAUACCGUUACCGUUCCUCCUCAGGUGUACUUGAUAAUCGUAUAGAAAGGAAGCAAAGCAGAGUCAUGCAGAGUUGUUGUAGUAACCCCUGUACUCAGUACCCUGUACUGUUUCACUCACUUUCUUUUCCACCUUCGAUGGCACAAAAUCGUGUUAAAGACCCUUUCUUACUCCUCCCUUCACAAGAUACUCACUCACGUUUUCCAAAGUGCAAAACACCUCGAAAAUCAAACGCUCGAUCUCGCGCCUGCGAGCAUCGUUAAAUUCAGAUGUAUAUGAAAAGUAGUAGAAAUGUUACAUUUUUCACUCAAAUUCGUAAACUUUAUCAAAUGUUACCCCGUGUUGCGUGAAGCAGAAGAAGGCUCGUUAUUUAGUAUCGAUCUACACACCACUUUGAUGGAAGAUUACAACACACGGUUACACACGGUUCACACAGCCUGAUGACUGAUGAUGGCACUCAAAUUGCAGCACACAUUUACUUUACAUGCUCCUUGCAGUGAGAAACGUGACAGAAACUGAGCAGUCGCUCAGAAGACAGAAGCACAAGAGGCAGUGCAGGUAUAGGGCCAGCAAAGUACUGAAGGGUUCGGUGGACAGACUGGUUGGUUCGGACGUUCGGUACAACUGGCAGACAGAAUAGAGAAGAAAGAAGAACAAGAAACACGCACACUUGAAAACUUUCCGGGAUCAAAGCGUCUUCUCUUAGGCACUCAAAUCAAACUCACACUCACUCUUUCUCGGGCAAACGGAACGAAGAGCACAAGAGUUGGUUUCGAUGUAGCGUUUACAGAUAGGGUAGAAUAUACUGGAGUAUACUAGUAGUUCCGGCAACAACUACGGUAGCAACAACAGACAACUUGUGCCGGGCUAUAUGGGCUGACGCUGUCGAUCAGCCGUGUGGCAACAAACUCACCAAACACAUCACAACAAACAAACAUAAAAACAAUCAAACAACAGAGACACUCUGGAGGGGUCCGUCUUAACUGUAUACGCGAAUGUGUUUCCCAUUUGUGUUGGCGCGCUGUAACGCUUUCCCGCAUCCUUUCGCAAUCCCCCAGCUAGAAUAGGUGUAACUCCCAGAUGUGACAACAUGGUGUGACGGGUUCGUACGGAUCGAAAAAAAGAUCAUGCCGGCGACACUGAAACUGUUAUAAGUGUAUUUUGUGUGAGUGUUUGUUCAUGAAUGUCGACUAUCUAUAAUGUCUAUGUUGUGAACCAGAAGCGCAUUCCAGCAUGUCCCGAUCUACUAGAGCACGAUCACGAUCCAGUGUGCCCCAGAUGCAUGUUACUGGAUAUUUCCAAAGGAUCUCCACUCAUAUUCUACAACAUUCUAUCCCUUCUUUCAUUGUGUGCCAAUUAUCCGCUCACUCUUAGGACCCUUAUUUCCUUAAUGUCCUCAAUCCCAAGGGCAGCAAGCCAUUCUACAGUUCUCUCAAUAAGCCAAAAAAUGACGCGAUACGGGAAUCCACAUGGACUCUUAUCACAAGACACCCACAGACACUACGGAGGUCCAAGGUCCAGUUACUCAUGCAACCUCAUCCCGCUACACUUCGCCCACUGCAACACAUCAAACUUCUAACACACACUCACACACCUUUUACCCACCCAAUCGUAUUGUGAGACAGUCAAAGUCAAGGAAAUCCAUUUGUCUACAUCCAUUUAAUCGGUGUAUGUUGAUUGACAAAACCAAACAAAAAAAACACACACACAACCAAGCAAAAUAUACAUACAUAUAUAUUGAUGAUGAAAA
Molecule: messenger RNA, 6970 nt
Organism: Anopheles arabiensis
Lineage: Eukaryota; Metazoa; Arthropoda; Insecta; Diptera; Culicidae
Gene: gprs
Product: serine-enriched protein
Exons: 6
Coding region: 559-4458 (1299 amino acids)
Molecular function (GO): protein binding
Source: RefSeq, a predicted model, not a curated record